Trichobilharzia regenti is the source of this 1322-nucleotide messenger RNA. The record is from the annotation of a GenBank genome assembly. NCBI's taxonomy places the organism in Eukaryota, Metazoa, Platyhelminthes, Trematoda, Strigeidida, Schistosomatidae.
GUCCAACCAAUCAGAGAAAAGGAAUUAACUAAUUGGGGAAGAAACUCAGUGACUCAUAAAGGAGAAUGGUAAUCUGAUUAAAAAUUCUGUCUACCCAUCCUUCGAUAAAGCUCAUGGAAGGAAAUAUAAAUAAAUCAUUUCAAAAUAAUCAUACAAAUUUCCUUUCAUAGUGUAUACCCUGUGAAUUCCAUAUAUAAACAGCGAAUUCAUUCCAUCUACACUCAUAACCAAAAUAAAAUUCUCAAUCAUUCAGUCAUGUUUAACAACUCACGCAACAGGGAGAGUUAUUACAAUUACUCGGGUAACGAACUACUUACUACAUAUUUUCACAACAUACAACACUCAAAUGACGAUGAUUACCAUGACAAUCAUAGAAAUAUAUUCAAGUAUUCAUAUCAGAAUGCAAGACACCAACAACCAACCACUUCAACUGAAUUGCCAUCACCAGCAUCUCUAUCGUCAUCAUCAUCAUCGCUAUCACCACCAGCAGCAGAAUUGCCAUUACAUCCUGUAAAUUUACCUCAAAAACGUGUGGUUGCCAAUCUGAGGGAACGCAGACGAAUGCGCUUAAUCAAUCGGGCUUUCAGUGGGCUACGUUCUCGCUUACCUGAAGAGUUAUUCUACUCCUCAACUACCUUAUUCAACCCUACGUGUGAUUCUGUCGUAUACAACAACCAGAAUCCUAUCGUCAUACGGAAAGAUAACGAGGUGACUAACAGAUGGUCACAGAGAAAUACUAACCCAGUACACUCAUAUCUUCGUAAAUUGUCAAUCUCAAAGGUCGACAUACUGAGGGCUGCAAUCAACUACAUCCAUCUACUUCAAAAAAUGCUGAAUGAAGUGGACUGUAAUCAUUCAGCUCAAGGAUAUAGUGACAAUUUCAAUCAAUUUAAUGCUGUUGAGUUGAAGGCUAUGAAUUCAGGGGAUGCUAGUCAGUCGAGUAGCAGUUCAUUUUACAAUAUUGAUGAAUCAGUUGGACAACAAUUACAUUCGAAUUUAGUGAGUUUGACAGUUAUCAGAACAAAAUCAGAUUACUGUUCACUAUAUGUUCAUCGAAAUCAAGGAUUUCAAAAUGAGACAUUUAACCUAAUUAAAAAACAGAUCCCAUCGCAUGUUUGCUCAGAUAUGACAUCUUCAGCUAACUCCAACGCUUAUGAAAAUACCAAUGCCAACUUGACUGACACGAGUGGAACAGUGUGUGAAAGUUGUAGAAGAAUCCGAAAUUCCACACGUCUAGUCCGAUGCAAACAAACAUGGUGGCCAAAAAUCUAUAAAUCUGUGUAUUCUUGUACAUGAUUCUAUAAGGUGAAAUUAAAUGAGCA